Mesorhabditis belari is the source of this 1173-nucleotide messenger RNA. Lineage: Eukaryota; Metazoa; Nematoda; Chromadorea; Rhabditida; Rhabditidae. The record is from the annotation of a GenBank genome assembly.
AUGAAGCGCGAAAUUCGGCAAGCUUUCUUCAUCUUUUGCACGGUGAUCACCCUUUUGACAAUCUAUUAUUAUUGGAUGGGAGGAGCGAUUAAUGUUGAGGAAAUUAAACGAGAAACACGUGUAAAUGCACAAGAAUUUCACGAUUUUCAUGCUGAUCGAUAUCCGGAAUGGACAUUGGAAACGAUGGACUCGAAUGAAAACGUUGCAAUCGCCUUGGUUUACAUUGUAAAAGAUCGGAAAAAUGAGGCUGACUAUCGAAUAGCGAUCAAUUCAGCGAGAUGUUAUGCUGAAGUCCACCAAUAUGGCUUUAUUUAUGUCGACUACAGCGCCAAUAAAACCCUCCAAGAGCUCUGCCCGCAAAGCGAUUUUUUCUUUACGAGACAUUGUUUGAUGAACGAAGUCCUCCAAACAGCUCCAUACGAAUUUUUCGUCUUUUUGGAUGCUGAUAUUGGGGUAAUCAAUCCAAGGAGAAGAGUCCAAGAUUUUCUCCCAGCGGAAAGUUCGGUGAAUGUGAUGUUUUACAAUCGCUUCUACAAUGACGAGAUCAUGGCCGGAUCGUACAUUGUGAGAAAGUCAAAACAAGCUGAAAAUUUCCUGCAACUUUGGGUGGAUUACUACGAAAAGACGAAGCUUUUUCCUUUUAGUGGAACGGAUAAUGGAGCUAUACAGAGUGUGGUGCUCGAGUUUUUCGCGCCAGAGCUCAGCCCGUAUCGAGAGGUUUGCGAGAAAACCUGGAGAACAGGCAGAGGCUUCGCCGAGCUUUUCCGCUACGAGGCUUGCGCUCAGUACUUGAUCUCAUUGAUCCCGAAAAAAGAAUUCGCACAGAGGGGAUUUGUUCUCUAUCAAAAAGGCGAGGGUUGGUCAAGAGAUGGCUGGGUGUCGGGCACAUGGUGGUGCGAGAGGGAUCUCUUCUUUCAUGGAUGGAAAAAAGCUAAACUCGGCGGUGAAUGGCAGCUCCCAUUCACGAGUGAGAGCCUUUUCGAUGACAAAUGCUCUGCUAACGAGUUUGACAGAUGGAUUUACUCAACCGGCUUCAAAGUUCCUUGUCUUCAACUCGAUCUCCGACUUCAUCCAUAUUUCUUGGAAAAACGCAGUGCUUAUUAUAAAGCACUAAAAGAGCUUUUUGAUGAGAAAUUGUUUCCCGUUAAAGCUUACGAAAAAUAUGGAAUGCCU